AUGCCCACUCUCUACCCUGCAACUGGUUUUGGCCUUUUGGGGGGCUGCCACGAACCAAGUUUUCAAGCCGGAGGUGCAGUCUACAGUGACUUAACUAUGGUCGAGAAGAAAGUCAUAGCCAUCUGCCAGUCGGGUGGAGAAUUCCAAACCAAUAUGGAUGGCACGCUCUCUUAUGCAGGCGGCGAUGCUCAUGCCAUGGAAAUCGAUGACAAGAUGAAGUUCAAGGAUUUCAAGUCGGAAGUAGCCGAGAUGUUCAGCUCCAACCUCGGCAGCAUGGCCAUCAAAUACUUCCUUCCUGGUAACAAGAAGACCCUCAUCAGCAUUUCCAAUGAUAAAGACCUCAAACGCAUGAUCAAAUUCCAUGACGACUCUGCCACCGCCGAUGUUUAUGUCAUGACGGAGGACGUUGCUGAUCCGGAUGCAUCCCACAUGCCUGCCAGUAGAUCGAGCCGUACAACGCUAUCAGGAGCUGGGCUUCCACUUGAAAAUGCCUCCCCUAGCAUCAUGAACAACAUGGCAGAUGGCAUAAAUAUGCCGAGCCUCCUGGAUGGCGCCGUCUUUGAUGUGGGGUGCACUGAUGGCGACCAUGAUGCACCGUUUACUGAGGAAGAGUCAGCUUUGCGCAUUGAGUUCCCCAUGCCAAUCUCCAUGGAUGUCUCGUACGAAGAGAAACACUCCAAGGCCGCGGAGCAGUGGCAGAACAGCAUCACAGGUGUGGGCCAGAGGUUUAACAGCGUGCAUGAGUUCCGUGAGGCCUUGCGGAAGUAUGCAAUUGCCCACCGGUUCGCAUUCAAGUACAAGAAGAAUGACAGCCACCGUGUGACGGUGAGGUGCAAGGCCGAUGGUUGCCCCUGGAGGGUCCACGCCUCCCGCCUCUCAACCACCCCCCUUAUCUGCAUCAAGAAGAUGAACCCAGCCCACACGUGUGAAGGCUCAGCCCUGGCCACGGGCUACCAAGCCACACGAAGCUGGGUUGCCAGCAUCAUCAAGGAGAAGCUCAAGGUGUUCCCCAACUACAAACCCAAGGACAUUGUGAACGACAUCAAGCAGGAGUACGGGGUCCAGCUCAACUACUUCCAGGCAUGGAGAGGGAAAGAGAUCGCUAAGGAGCAACUGCAAGGCUCGUACAAGGAGGCGUACAGCCAGCUCCCAUUCUUCUGCGAGAAAAUAAUGGAAACGAACCCAGGUAGCCUUGCCACCUUCACGACCAAGGGCGACUCGAGCUUCCACCGCUUUUUUGUCUCUUUCCGGGCCUCCCUGUUUGGUUUCGAGCAGGGAUGCCGCCCUCUGCUCUUCCUGGACAGCACUUUCCUCAAGUCGAAAUACCAGGGAUCCCUGCUGGUAGCCACCGCAGCCGAUGGGGACGACGGGUUCUUCCCGGUCGCCUUUGCCAUAGUUGACGUGGAAUCAGAUGACAGCUGGCGGUGGUUUCUGCAGCAGCUCAAGGCCGCAAUCCCCACUGCAUGCCGUGGGCUGACGUUCGUGGCCGACCGGGAGAAAGGGAUCAGGGAGUCGAUUGCCGAUAUUUUCCGGGAUGAGGAUGUUUUUCAUGGGUUCUGCCUGCGGUACCUCUCGGAGCAGCUCAUCCGUGACUUGCAGGGACAAUUCUCGCACGAGAGGUACGUAGACAGCAUAAAGAACAUCUCGUUGGACGCGUACAACUGGGUGAUGCAGAGCGAACCCGUGCAUUGGGCAAAUGCAUUCUUCCGGGGGGCGAGGUACAACCACAUGUCAUCUGAUUUUGGGGAGCUGUUCUACGGGUGGGUAGCGGAUGCGCAUGAGCUGCCCAUAACCCAGAUGGUCGACACCGUCCGUGGAAAGAUGGGUGAGCUCAUGUAUGCCCGCCUGGCAGACUCGACAGGGUGGACCAGCCGGAUGACCCCAUCCAUGGAGGAGUUACUCGAGAGGGAAAGUCUCAAGGUCAGGACUCUUCAGGUCUUGAUAUCGGGCGGUAACAGGUUCGAGGUCCGUGGAGAUACUAUAGAAGGCGUCGACGUCGACAGCUGUGAGUGCACGUGCAAAAUGUGGCAGAUUAUGGGAAUUCCUUGCUGUCACGCAAUUGCCGUGAUUGGGUGUCUCGGGCGGGAUCCGUACGACUAUUGCUCAAGGUACUUCACAGCCGAGAGCUACAGGUUGACGUAUUCGGAGGUGGUGCACCCGAUUCUGGGUUCGGGUGGGCCGUGGGAGACGGGCGGAUGUCAGGGGGCAGUGACGGUGAACCCACCGCCGACAAGGAGGCCGCCGGGCCGGCCGACGACCAAGAGAGUGAGCUCACAGGAUGCUGGGAGGCGGCAGCUGCAGUGCAGUAAGUGCAAGGGGACGGGCCACAACAAGUCGACAUGUAAAGGUUUUCUGUUGGAAUGUUGA
Molecule: messenger RNA, 2367 nt
Organism: Striga hermonthica
Lineage: Eukaryota; Viridiplantae; Streptophyta; Magnoliopsida; Lamiales; Orobanchaceae
Source: the annotation of a GenBank genome assembly